UCCACCAACAUUUCUGUUUCGUGCUCGCUUGAGUCACUUCUGCUCCUGUCCGUGCGCUUCGUACGUAGCUAGUCCGUGCGUGCGUGCGUGUGUGCGUGUGUGUGUGUGUGUGUGUGCGAGACUUGCGUCGUUCCGUUACCCGUGUGCCGUGUGCGAUACGAGAGAGAAGCCAUUUUGUUCCGUGCACGAAAACACCUCUCAUCGUUUUGGGUUUUUUCUUCGCGUUUAUAGUCCGUUUGCCGUUCCAACGAAUCGGUUUCUUUGUUUUCGCAGACGUCGGUGUCGUGUGCACGUCGAACAACGCUAUGGCUUGCGCUACGCUGAAACGGUCGCUAGAUUUUGAACCCCCUAUGUGCAGACCUACCAAGAGACAAAGGUGCACGCCUAUGAGUAUAUCGCCUUCGAGCUCUCCCCCAAACAGCUCUAGGUCCGAAUAUGUUUCGCCCCAUUUUGGCGGCGAUGUCGUACCAAAAAUCACGGCAGAAAUGUUAUCUGCUAGUUUAACUGAAGAAGUUCAAAGGAUGCGUCGCAAGCGUCAGCUUAACAUGGAAUUAUCAGAGAAUCGUAACUUGGAUGACAGUUCUUCAGAUAGUUCAUCUGAGAAUACAUUUCCAUCAUCAGCCAAAGACAAACCGCUCUUCACUUUUCGUCAAGUAGGUAUGAUUUGUGAACGUAUGUUAAAUGAACGUGAAAGUCAAUUACGUGAAGAAUAUGAUAAGAUUUUAAACAUGAAAUUAUCUGAGCAAUAUGAAGCUUUUGUUAAGUUUUCCAAUGAUCAAUUGCACAGACGUUUUGAAGCAGCUGAGGAUCCAAGCUAUUUGUCGUAACUCUACAAGAACUCCAAGCGAUGGUUUUGAAUUUACAACAAAAUUUUAGACGCACUUAAUAGACAAAAUAAUUAUUCAGCCUUAAGUCAACAAUCGACUGACUAACAAUGUUUUUUAUGUAUUAUACAUUUUUGUAAACUCGAUAUUAUUAAAUUAAUUUAAAAUAUAUGAAUUUCA
Messenger RNA from Melanaphis sacchari, 1004 nucleotides. Its product is annotated as akirin. The transcript has 4 exons. Gene Ontology annotation, biological process: positive regulation of transcription by RNA polymerase II; positive regulation of innate immune response. Gene Ontology annotation, molecular function: transcription coregulator activity. The record is from RefSeq and is a predicted model, not a curated record. NCBI's taxonomy places the organism in Eukaryota, Metazoa, Arthropoda, Insecta, Hemiptera, Aphididae. The coding region runs from base 306 to 827 and encodes 173 amino acids. Gene Ontology annotation, cellular component: chromatin; nucleus.